Messenger RNA from Vanessa tameamea, 1483 nucleotides. RefSeq names its product G-protein coupled receptor 52 (gene DopEcR). The transcript is spliced from 5 exons. Gene Ontology annotation, cellular component: plasma membrane. Lineage: Eukaryota; Metazoa; Arthropoda; Insecta; Lepidoptera; Nymphalidae. Gene Ontology annotation, molecular function: G protein-coupled receptor activity; peptide binding. Gene Ontology annotation, biological process: G protein-coupled receptor signaling pathway; cellular response to hormone stimulus. The record is from RefSeq and is a predicted model, not a curated record. Bases 199 to 1221 code for a protein of 340 amino acids.
CUUGACUCCUGUAUGUGCGCCGCGCGCGUCCCCCCCUUAGAAUAACAAGACGCUCUUACCCGAGACCACGUCACAUUAUCCCCGCGCCCUUAGCACGACGCUCGCGUAGUCUACACCUAGAAACGGUAUGAAGCAGUUCUGAGAAAAUGGCUACAAACGACACUUUCGCACUGACAUCUUGAAAAUUACAAAAUAACGAUGCCGUCCCGCGUGUUAAGUGCGCGAACGGGAAGCGGGGAGGUGAGCGUGGCGGACAGCCCGCUCGCCACCUUCGAGUCGCUAACACAAGCCGCCGUCAUCGCGGUUAUGGGUGUGGCCAUCGUUGUAUCGAACCUUCUUAUCAUUGCUGCUUUCCUCAACUUCAAAGGUUUAUCGAAUGAGGUUAUCAAUUAUUACCUCCUGUCACUGGCAGUUGCAGAUUUGCUAUGUGGCCUUUUCGUGGUUCCUCUAUCUGUUUAUCCCGCUAUCACUGGCCGAUGGAUGUUUGGAGACCUCAUGUGUCGAUUGGCCGGAUACGUCGAAGUUACGCUUUGGUCCGUCUCAGUAUACACAUUCAUGUGGAUCUCAGUGGAUCGGUAUCUCGCCGUGAGGAAACCUCUCCGUUAUGAGACGGUUAGUUUGACGGUACAAACUCGCACGCGAAGCCAAUGCUGGAUGGUAUUCACCUGGAUAUCUGCCGCUAUGCUCUGUUGUCCGCCUCUCCUUGGAUACAAAAAGGAAGCUAAUUUCGAUAAGGAAACUUUUAUUUGUAUGUUGGAUUGGGGAACGACGUAUGCUUACACGGCGACUUUAGUUAUUCUAGUUCUCGGGCCGAGCGUUAUUUCAAUAGUGUACAACUACUUCUACAUAUUCUCCAUGAAAAGAAAAUUGAAUAGCGGUGCUCCGAUCCACGAUAAGGAAUACGCGACUGCGCUAGCUGAGAACCUGUCUAACCCGAGUCAUUGGAUGAGCUUCAUCCUUGUCACAGCGUUUUGGCUCAGCUGGGCUCCGUAUUCAGGCGUCAGGCUCUACGAGUACUUCACUGAUCAGGAGCUUAAGAUACCAAUGCUUCACUUCGGCGUCGUAUGGCUCGGGAUUUUAAAUUCUUUUUGGAAAAUCGUCAUUCUCAUAUCUUUUAGCCCUCAAUUUCGACUCGCACUAAGGAUAUUGUGCUUAACAGCUUGCUGUCGAACGAAAGGCCGCCUGCAAGCUGAAUUGAUUGGCAUGGACAAUGAUGAUUAAUUUAACUAACCAUAACGUUUACUAAAUUCUAAAAAUUACUUUCAAUGUUUAUAUAUGUUGAAUUUUUAUUUAUUUUUGGUGAAUUGAGGGUUUAGAGGUAAUACUUUGUGGGUUUUUGAUUUCUAUUUUAUGUAUCGUUUUGAUUUGCUUACGUUAAAUCAUAAUGCGAACACAAAAUGUUAGAAUAUAAUAUAAGACUGAGAACAGACGUCCAGUUUUUAAGUAUCGGUAAAUUAUUAUUAUAUUGGUUAUUAUUAGUGGU